Messenger RNA from Scomber japonicus (chub mackerel), 1770 nucleotides. RefSeq names its product carnitine O-acetyltransferase-like. Gene Ontology annotation, biological process: carnitine metabolic process, CoA-linked. The record is from RefSeq and is a predicted model, not a curated record. Gene Ontology annotation, molecular function: carnitine O-acetyltransferase activity. Lineage: Eukaryota; Metazoa; Chordata; Actinopteri; Scombriformes; Scombridae. The transcript is spliced from 13 exons. Gene Ontology annotation, cellular component: peroxisome. The coding region runs from base 1 to 1770 and encodes 589 amino acids.
AUGUUGGGAAUUUGCACCAGAACUGUAGUAAAGGUGGGGAUGGUGAGACCCAUUGGUUUGGUGAAAUCUUGUCACUUGGUGAAGCCUGUAUCAGCGACUCUGGUCACUGGCAGGUACCUGACCCAGCAGGAGGGACUGCCCCGUCAGCCUCUCCCCACUCUACAGCAGACCUGUGAGCGCUACGUCACCACCCUGGAGGCCAUCGUGGAGGGAGACGAGCUAAAGCGAGCAAAACAGCUGGUGGAAGACUUUCAGAAACCAGGAGGGGUUGGAGAGAGACUGCAGGAAAGCCUGGAGAAGAAAGCGAGCAACACUGAAAACUGGAACUUGUUUUGCAGUGGUACACUACCAGUUGAGUGUGUCAGAGGAAUUCCCUUGUGUAUGAAGCAGUACUACCAGGUGCUGUCAUCCUGCCGCAUCCCUGGUCCGGAGAGAGACUCGCUGGUUUUCUAUUCCAAGACCGACCCAAAAUACAUCACUGUAGCACACAACUGUGAGUUCUUUGUGCUGGACGUGUACAACAGUGAUGGGACUCAACUGACAACCGAUCAGCUCUGUGUUCAACUGGACAGGAUCUGCAAAGCUUCACCACAGCCCAGCACGGAUCCUGUUGGCAUCCUGACCACCCAAUAUCGCAAAACCUGGGACAAGGCCUACAUUAACUUAAUGAAUGAUGAGACCAACAGAGAAUCAGUGUCAGCCAUUCAAAGGAGCAUCUUCACACUGUGUUUGGAUAGAGCGAUGCCUCAGGUGUCUGAUGAGUCGAGUGACAUCACUGGUACCAAACAGAUGGUGCAUGGAGGAGGCAGCCAGUGUAACAGUGGCAACCGCUGGUUUGACAAAUCACUACAGCUUAUUGUUGGAGAAGACGGGUCAUGUGGUGGGAAUGCCUUGCAUGUCGCUGCUGAUGGUACAGUCAUAAGAGUCUUUGGGGAUGCUGUGGCAGCAUGCCUGAAGGACCCAGAGAUGAUGCGGUCUGCCAUGGAGCCUUCACCCACGGACAUGAAGGAGACUGAGUCUUUGCCCAUGCCACAGAAACUACACUUCAGCAUCACACCUGAGAUCAAGAAGGACAUUGAGGAAGCCAAGCAGAACAUGGACAUACUGGCCCAAGAUGUGGAUCUGAGAAUUCAGGUAUUUGACCACUUUGGAAAAGAUGUCCCAAAGGCCUACAAGCUGAGCCCCGAUGCUUUCAUACAGAUGGCAAUGCAGCUAGGCUACUACAGGAUGUACCAGCGGUGUGGUACAGUGUUUGAAGCUAACUCCAUGCGUAUGUUCAGAGGGGGCCGGAUAGAUGGAAUCUGUGCAACCUCAAGUGCCUCAGCUGCCUUUGUCAAGGGCUUUGAUGAUCCUACAAAACAGGUCACAGAGAAGAUGGAUUUAUUGGGGAAAUCUAUAAAAGCACACAAUGCAUUAACUAAAAUGGCAAUGAGUGGACACAGCAUAGAUGGACACAUGAUGACUCUUAAAGAUCUGGCUGUUGAGGAGAACAUCACCAUACCAGAAAUCUUCAAAGACACAUCUUUCGAUAAAGCCUUUGACUACAACGUCUUUACAAGUCAGGUAACGCUAGAGAAUGAAUCUCUGCCAGUUACUAACCUUGAUGACCCCAAUGGAUACUGUGUGUGCUACAGUGUUAAGAGCAAUUACAUCGGCUUUGUGGUGACAGCUAUCAACAGCUGCAAAGAAACAAGUGCCACACAACUGAUCCAGUCAAUAGAGAAUGCACUGCUGGACAUGAGGACUCUGCUGGAACAAUCUCAAGUCUAA